AUGGAAGAAGCAACCAGUUCAGUCAGGCCAAGCCAGCCCUCUAUUAGGAAGAUGAGCAAAGCAGCGUGGAAUAGGAAAAUUUCUAAAAUUGAUAAGUUGGUUAAGCUAUAUAAGCAAUUGAGAGAAGCAAUAACAAAAUUGGAGAAGCGAGAAGUAUCUUUUGGUGAAGAUUACGAUGAACAAUUUGAAGAGACUUGUAACAGACGGCUGGUAAAACUUAUACAGAGGCGCUUGCAAAUACAUAACUAUUUGGUUCGAAAAGGGAUUUUUGUUAGUGAUACGGGCGAAGCCAUUCUUCCGGAUAUGAAACCAAAGUUGAUAAUAACUUCGACGGGUGUUGAAGACUUAAACACGCUUUUGACUGAAUAUGUUAACCAAGAAACUGACGCUGAAGUUUUGGGGUGUAACAUACGAGUACCUUACAGGCAUGUUACUGUAAACGAUGUGAAGAUGCUGGUAGAGAAAUUAAAGGAAACGAAUAAUACUCAGCUUUUUCGAGAUGAUCCUUUGGAAUUUGAUCAACUGAUUCAAAAUAUUACAUGCGAAGUAAAUAAAUUGGUGAAGCGAUUCAUUGAAGAUAAUCACCGAAUGGGUCUCGAUGACUGGACUCUUUCAGAUCAAACAAGUGAAAGCGGAAAUUUCUCAUCUACAUCAGCUGAUAUAGGUGCUACGGAAGGUGGAGACAGUUCGUUGAGUGUACCAACCUGGGAUAUUGCUAAUAUGGAAUUGCACGAGGCUUGUGGUCGGGGUGAAUUGGACUGUCCGGAACCAGAAAACAGUGGUGAUAUUGAUGAUACCGAAAUGUCACCUAGUGCUGAUGAGGAAGAAGAUGGAGAGGAAUGCGAGAGUGAUACUCAGUACACUGUAUUACUUUACUUACAGAAAAUUGAUAAAUUAAAUCCAGAAAAUUUUGGUGCUAAUGAAGAUAUGGAGAGUAAAAACAACGAAUCUGAUGAUAGCUGUUGUAUUGUCGAGGAACGGGUACAUGAACAGUGCGAGAGAAGCGACGACAGUGAUUGUUACAUAAUCGAAGAUGACGAAAAAUCGAGCUCAGAAGGAAUUAUUGACGAAGAUAUCGAAAACAUAGAAGCGCAAUCAGCAAAUGAUAUAGAAAACUCCUCAGGAAGUGGAAAAAAGGGUGUGGGAUUGGGUGAAAAAAUAAUUGAUGAUGAUGACGAUUGUUGUAUUAUCGAGGACUGA
Acanthocheilonema viteae is the source of this 1200-nucleotide messenger RNA. The record is from the annotation of a GenBank genome assembly. NCBI's taxonomy places the organism in Eukaryota, Metazoa, Nematoda, Chromadorea, Rhabditida, Onchocercidae.